Molecule: messenger RNA, 3535 nt
Organism: Pygocentrus nattereri (red-bellied piranha)
Lineage: Eukaryota; Metazoa; Chordata; Actinopteri; Characiformes; Serrasalmidae
Gene: stk32a
Product: serine/threonine kinase 32A
Exons: 13
Coding region: 294-1517 (407 amino acids)
Biological process (GO): regulation of signal transduction; protein phosphorylation; G protein-coupled receptor signaling pathway
Molecular function (GO): ATP binding; G protein-coupled receptor binding; G protein-coupled receptor kinase activity
Source: RefSeq, a predicted model, not a curated record
GUCCACAUGGCUCUGCUCUGAUCUGACAGCAAUGCGGUUCGGGCCACUUUGCUGUGGAGUUGUCCUGGUCAGCCUGCUGUACGCGCGAUAGUGUCCGGUUCAGCCCGCGCUCCGCGUGUCUGUGGUCAUUUCAGGCUGGCUCAGUCCGCUCUCGCCUCGUUCAUGCGUGUCAGGUUUUCUCCCCUGUAUCGAGAGUCCACGCCGCUGUAGGUGCUCAGUUACGCCGCUGUCGGGGAUGUUUCCAUUUCCAUUCUGAUCCGGACACACUACUCACACACGCUCAAACACACACCAUGGGUCUGGGACAGUCCAGCCGGGCCUCCGUCAGCGAGGACACCCAGGAGGUCAACUUUGACCACUUCCAGAUCCUGAGAGCGAUCGGAAAGGGCAGUUUUGGAAAGGUAUGCAUUGUCCAAAAGAAGGACACAAAGAAGAUGUACGCCAUGAAGUACAUGAACAAGCUGAAAUGUGUGGAGCGGAAUGAAGUGCGAAAUGUCUUCAAGGAGCUCCAGAUCAUGCAGAACCUGGAGCACCCGUUUCUAGUCAACUUCUGGUACUCUUUUCAGGAUGAGGAGGACAUGUUUAUGGUGGUGGACCUGCUGCUGGGAGGUGACCUGCGCUACCAUCUGCAGCAGAACGUCCACUUUUCUGAAAGCACCGUUAAACUCUACAUCUGCGAACUGGCUCUUGCACUGCACUACCUACGCAACAAACACAUCAUCCACAGAGACAUCAAGCCAGACAACAUCUUACUGGAUGAACACGGCCACGCUCACCUGACAGACUUCAACAUCGCUGCUAUUGUAAAGGACGACUUAAAAGCCACUUCCAUCGCUGGGACAAAGCCAUACAUGGCUCCGGAGCUUUUCCAGCCGGUGGAGGGAACGCAUCCAGGCUACUCGUUUGCAGUGGACUGGUGGUCUUUGGGCAUAACCGCUUACGAGUUGCUCAGAGGACAGAGGCCUUACAUAAUGCGCUCCAGCACACCGGCCAGUGAGAUCCUGCAGUCCUUCCAUAAAGUCCAUCCCUACUACCCAGCCGCCUUGUCUGCAGAGAUCAAGUCUCUGCUGAGAAAGCUAUUGUGUAUUGAUGCCCAGCAGCGUCUCUCCUCCCUCUCUGAGCUGCAGGACAUGGACUACCUCUCUGACGUCAACUGGGACGCUGUGCUAAACAAACAGGUCCCACCGGGCUUCAUCCCUAAUAGGCGGAGACUAAACUGUGACCCGACGUUUGAGCUGGAGGAGAUGAUCCUGGAAUCUAAGCCACUGCACAAGAAGAAGAAGAGACUGGCGAGGAAAACCAGGGAGAACGGCGGCUCUGACGGGUCUCCUCAGAACGGUCAGCUCCAGCAGCGCUUGGACAACGUGCAGAGAGACUUCAUCAUUUUCAACAGGGAAAAGUUGAGGAAAACCAAAGCAGACGCUGAAGGCAAUGACCUUAUCACAAAAGAGGCCGACCAAACCAUCGAGGACGGACAGAACAACAACGUAACUGGUGCGCCAUGUUUAUCGGGGUAGAGCUUUUGGUUAGAAGGACCACUGAGAGGUCGGGAUGCUUAAAGCUCAUCAGCUCAGGCUUAUCCAGACUGCACUGAAGAGGUGCAGCUACAAGCAAAAAGGCUUUUAACAAAAAAAACUGUUUUUGAGUUUCUUUUUUUCAUACGAGCAUUUAUGGACCGAAAAAUCAAGCGCACUUAUGGGCAUCUGGUAACUGAAGAGGACAGACCACUUCAUGAAAUGAAGGUUCUUUAUGAAAUGUGCUGCAGUCACACUGUAGUGGAGCCGAUGUGAAUGGUGGAGGUCAGUAACCUCCGCUCUCGGUAUUGUUCUUCGAAAUUCUCGUGGGACCUUCGUGCCUAAAAAACACAGCAAGACUCGAGCGAAGACGUCACGUCCUUGUCUUUCACUGGAGACCUCCCGACACUUUCUAGUGUACGCCUGUGAUCGUGGUCAGACAUGGUUCUGCAUCCUUCUGUUCUGUCCCCAUGAGUUGCCUUACGCGCCUUGCCGGCAUGUCAUAGGACUUCAUACGCUUAGAGAUCAGAGAUGCAUACUGUGCUUAUCUUACACUUACGAACGCACUUUAGAGAACAGCUUUAGUGUUGUGGACCUGUUUAGAAGCUGCUGGAGCACCUGCUUUUAGGCUUUGUUAGUCCCAGUUGGUCAUCUAAUACAAGCUUUUAUAUUUAUAGCUUUUAUAUUUAAUCGCAGGUGUAAAUGUGCGUCUGACCAAAAAAAAAUCAUUUGUUUUCUUAAUAUUUAUUCACAUUCACGUUCUGCUCUAUUAAAUGUGUCAUGUGCUUAUUAAGAGAGUGAGUUUUUGAAGUGAAAUUCUAUAGAGACUGAGAAGAGACUGUCCAUGCUCCGCCCACAAAUGCAGUUUUUGGUAGCAACUGGGUGAUAAAGCAUCAUGGUAUAGACGACAUAUGUUGCUUUAUAGCUUUAUUCCUGUAAAGCAGCAGCCUCCUUGUUGCCAAGCGGUUUGUUUUUAGCUUUUUCGCUUAUUUUUCCUGCACUUUACUCAUUGUAUCCUUGUAUUCUUACUCAUUGUGGUUGGGAUAGUGUAGUGGGUAACACCUCUGCCUUCUGAGCUAUAGACUGGGGUUCAAUCUCCAGGUUGGACAAGCACCCUACGCAAUACUAAUAAGAGUCCUUGGGCAAGACUCCUAACACUCCCUUCGCCUACCUGUGUAAAACGAUCAGAUUGUAAGUCGCUCUGGAUAAGAGCGUCUACCAAAUGCCGUAAAUGUAAAUUGUAUCCAGGACCUGACAUUUAACUAAAAUGUAUGUAGAGCCACAUUCAAAAGUUGGGGCACCGUUGGUCCAAUUAUACACAAGAACACACACACUUUAUCUACCAGCCUAUCCCAGCGCUCACUGGGCGGAACGCAGGAAUCACCCUGGACAGGUCGCCAGUCCAUUACAGGGCAGACACAGACAUACACAUUCACACUCGCAUUCACAUCUAGAGGCGAUUUAUCAUCUCCGGUUUGUCUUUGGACUGUUGGAGCAACCUCACACAGACACGGGGAGAACAUGCAUACUCCAUACAGAAAGGACCCUGGUUACCCGACCGGGGAAUCCAACCCAGGUCCUUCUUGUUUAUUUAUUUGCUGAGGCUCCAAUAUAUUUAGGGGGAGCAUGAAAUAUAAAAUGUGCACAAGCUACAUCAUUUUCCUCCUCCCAAUAUAUUAAAUUCAGUAAUUAAAUAGAAAUUGUGCUCUAAAUUUUUAAGAAGUGCUAACUUAUCAUUCAGCCUAAUGAAUUUAAGUUAAAGUUCAGGGUCGCUGUGUUUCCCAGCCGAGCUCUGUUGCUGGAACUAAUCUAAAGUAGGCAGGUUGAAUUGCUGAAUUUGCCCCACGUAAACAUUAACUUGAACCCAUGGCAACACAAAACUACACUCGAUCUGUCCUAACAGUGUAAGUCAGUGAGUGCGUUUACAUGCACUUAAUAAUCCGAUAACUGCACUAAAUCAGAUUUUGUCAGUAAUCUGCUCCAUGUGUUUACAUGUACUUGGGUAAUCAGAUAAUGUGAAA